This is a messenger RNA of Oreochromis niloticus (Nile tilapia), 2077 nucleotides long. RefSeq lists its product as uncharacterized. The transcript is spliced from 6 exons. The record is from RefSeq and is a predicted model, not a curated record. Bases 802 to 1500 code for a protein of 232 amino acids. Lineage: Eukaryota; Metazoa; Chordata; Actinopteri; Cichliformes; Cichlidae.
ACACCUCAAGUUUUGAGACAGUGUGUCACAUCCAGUCUUCAGCACCUGUACUCUCUUGCUUCAAAUACAUGCUAUUGUAAGACAUGCUGUUUACCAUCACUUUGCUGAAAUGUGAAACCUGUUCCAUGAAAAAGAUGUCUGGAUGCUCUGAAACCUGUAAUCUUUUUUGUUUUUUUUUUUUGGUCCCAAUAAUUUAUUACAAUUUGACAUUAGGAUUACUGGAGUACAUGAGAUCUCAGUUAUUAAUGAAAACAUCAAUUUCACAACUUAUCACACCAUUUUACAACUGCUCAUUGAGGCGAAUAGGUAGAAAAAUAUUGGGUGAACAAGGGUGAACGAACGGACACAAGCGCAGGACUCUGUACGAUCUUUAUGUAACAAGAAAGUUUAUUUACACAACACCAAAAGAAGUCACUUGGAUGCGUGACGAAACGUUUCUUCCAAUGAAAACGCACAGAACACCAAGUGCAGUAAAAAGUGAUAUUUUUAAUAAAAAUAAAUGUUUUUAAAUGGACGCUGUAUGAUAAAAAAGUAUUUAUAUACUAUAAAAUUAAAACAAAAACACAUUUUAAAGUGGCACAUGGCAACAGGUUUCUAUGUAACAAAAUUAUGUUAUGAUUCUAUGGUUGCUAUCGGUACCAUAUAAAGUAAAUAAAUAUAUGAAACAUAACAUGGAAAGUUCUUCACUAUUUCAAUCCUGAGCUUGGAGAGAAACUGACUAUCACGGCGGUUGUAAAGCAAGGAUUUACCAACAAGCAGAGAUUUAUUGGAUUGCAAAACCACUGACCAUCGACUGACAGCAUGGGAAAAGCAAAGAUGAAGACAAAGUGGCUACAGGACAGCAGCCCUGAAUCCCUCCAACACCUUCCAGAAAAAACGCCCUCCACCUCUGGCUUCCAGCAUAGACGACCGAAGGCUGCCAAUCAAGAGAUAAACACUGGACAGCCAGUGAGGAGCUCAAGCCCCCAGCCCUCCACCUCUGGUUUACACUUGAACCGUGACUGGAGAACGAGGAGAUCCAGGCCUCAGGCCUCCACCUCUGGUUUCAAGCGUGGGAGAGAGGAGGCUGACCAGGAAGAGGUACACCCUGGUCGGCGAGUGAGGAGAUCCAGCCCUCGGCCCUCCACCUCUGGCUUCCAGCGUGGACGACAGGUGGGUUCCCAUCAGGAGGUGAAUAGAAAGUAUAAUGUAUGCUCACAGAGAAACAAGCCAAGCUCAUGUGGUGCCAUCCCCAGUCUUCUACCUCUUUUUUUCAACCGUGGAAGAGAGGAGGCUGAACAGGAAGAGCAGGAACACCAAAGAUUCCGGAGCGGGUACUACAGAGUCCAGACUGACACCGAUGGGUCCCGUCCCACCAUGCGCUUCCCUUAUUGGUUUCUACCAAACACUGUUAAUGAUGUACUGGGUAUGGUCUCGGGGUGGUGGAACAGCUCUUCAUAUACACCACAGAUGGAGUAUUUCUCACUCACUCAAGGGCAGUCUCCAUUAGAGAUUCUUUAAGUGGCAAAUCCAUCGGCCACACAUUUCUUUACACAUUUCUUUUCCUUCCUACCUACAUAGUUACAGCUAAGUUUAAGAUAUAGAUUAGUAAUGAUAAGUUAUAUAGAAAACUAAUAGUACGUUUAGAAUAUCUCUCCAUCUCUUUAUUUUAACUUUGUUUUUUAAAUCUUCAAGUGUUUAAGAUACAGUAGUGAUAAGUUUAGAUUUAGAUGUUUAAUGAUAAGUGACCCUUUUCCAAUUUCUUUAUUUGAAUGUUUGAAUGUUCAAUUAAAACUGCGUUUGUCUUGUUAUGACUCAAAGAUAGCAAUUCUGUCAUAAUCCUUCAUUUAUAAUACAUUUUUGACUUUUCAUGUUAUGACAUAAAACAAACAAAAUAAAAACCAACUAAACUAAUGGACCAGUUUUAGAUUUUUAUUGAUUUGAUGGGAUGUUUCCAAAGGGUCGGGCUUAUCUAUCUUUUAAUAUUUUGUUUUAUGUUUUCAUUUGUUUUAUGUUUCUUAGGGUUAUAAAAACUUGCUAGUAAAUUCAGUAAAGGCUGUAUUAACAUUAUCUGCAUUAAACUAAUUCAUUGUUUGGA